CGGCAAGAGGCCUCGGCACCCGCGAACUCAUAAAUACCGGGGCGGCGCUGGUGGCGGGAGAGGCGCGUGCGGGCAGCCGGCGCCCCCGAGGCACCUGGAUAACCACCCGUCUUGAAGGAGACCUCCCUGCCCUCCUGCCUCUGUUGUCCCCCAGAGCACUGCCUGAUCAUCCUCCGUUCCCCAUCCUCCCAGCCCUUCCUGCUGUACCUGUGGGGAGCUGAUCUCCUCAGUCCCCCUGCUUUUCCCCUGUCUGCCAUCACCACCCCACCACCAUGCACCCCCUUCCUGGCUACUGGUCCUGUUACCGUCUACUCCUGCUAUUCUCCUUGGGAGUCCAGGGGUCCCUGGGGGCUCCCAGCGCUGCCCCAGAGCAAGUCCAUCUGUCUUACCCAGGUGAGCCAGGCUCCAUGACUGUAACUUGGACCACAUGGGUCCCAACCCGCUCUGAAGUGCAAUUCGGGUUGCAGCCGUCGGGGCCCCUGCCCCUCCGCGCCCAGGGCACCUUCGUCCCCUUUGUGGACGGGGGCAUUCUCCGGCGGAAGCUCUACAUACACCGAGUCACGCUUCGCAAGCUGCUGCCGGGGGUUCAGUAUGUUUAUCGCUGUGGCAGUGCGCAGGGCUGGAGCCGUCGGUUCCGCUUCAGGGCCCUCAAGAAUGGGGCCCACUGGAGUCCCCGUCUGGCUGUGUUUGGGGACCUGGGGGCUGACAACCCGAAGGCCCUCCCGCGGCUGCGCAGGGACACCCAGCAGGGCAUGUAUGACGCCGUUCUCCAUGUGGGAGACUUUGCCUACAACCUGGAUCAGGACAACGCCCGUGUUGGGGAUAGGUUCAUGCGGCUCAUUGAACCCGUGGCUGCCAGCCUGCCGUACAUGACAUGCCCUGGGAAUCAUGAAGAACGCUACAACUUCUCUAACUACAAGGCUCGCUUCAGCAUGCCGGGGGAUAAUGAGGGCCUGUGGUACAGCUGGGAUCUGGGUCCCGCCCACAUCAUCUCCUUCUCCACCGAGGUCUAUUUCUUUCUCCAUUAUGGCCGCCACUUGGUACAGAGGCAGUUUCGCUGGCUGGAGAGCGACCUCCAGAAAGCCAAUAAGAACCGGGCAGCCCGGCCGUGGAUCAUCACUAUGGGGCACCGGCCCAUGUACUGCUCCAACGCAGAUCUGGACGACUGCACACGACAUGAAAGCAAGGUCCGCAAAGGCCUCCAAGGCAAGCUGUACGGGUUGGAGGAUCUCUUCUACAAAUAUGGAGUGGAUCUGCAGCUGUGGGCUCACGAGCACUCGUAUGAACGACUGUGGCCAAUUUACAACUACCAGGUAUUUAACGGCAGCCGAGAGAUGCCCUACACCAACCCGCGAGGGCCUGUCCACAUCAUCACAGGAUCUGCUGGCUGUGAGGAGCGGCUGACGCCCUUUGCUGUCUUCCCGAGGCCCUGGAGUGCCGUGCGUGUGAAGGAGUACGGGUACACGCGGCUGCACAUGCUCAACGGGACCCACAUCCACAUCCAGCAGGUGUCGGACGACCAGGAUGGGAAGAUCGUAGAUGAUGUCUGGGUGGUGAGACCCCUGUUUGGCCGGAGGAUGUACCUCUAGGGAUGGUGGCAGCUCUCCUCCAGAAGCCUAGGUUUUGCCGCCUUGGCUGCUGUGACCAGAAACUGCCCAGGCCUGGGUGGGGAGUUGGGUGGGCCCUGACUCCCCUGCCCUCCAGAGGCCCCAUGUAGGGUACAUGCAGCCCUAUGGAGCUGGGGCAGCUGUUCCCUCCUGGAGAGGUGGGAGUCCUGGCUGGCUGUGGAGGGAGGGCAGGUGUGCGGGCACAGAGUGACACAGGGCAGGUCUCUGCUGGCAGGGCCCCACCCUCCUGCAUAGCUCUGAUCGGGCGAGGUGCCUACGGGGCUUCAGGAAUCAAGAGGCUUAAGCUGUGGCUCCAUGGAUUCUGCACAUCUGCGGGGGAUGCCCCUGGGCUUCCUCCUCUCCUGCCCACCCGGCAAGGGCAUCGCCAGGUGGGCACAACCGUCAUGACACUACUCACCAGCAGGUGGCGUCAGGGGCUUUUUCUUCUGAGCCCAGCACUGAGAGUUGGUCUGAAGCCUGGCUCCUGCUUCACUGCUCCAGGACUGCUACGAAGAGUCCCUUCAUGCCUCAGUUUCCCAGCCUGGCACCAUCUUAUCCGGGAAGACGAGACGUGUUAACACUCUUGCCUCCUAGCUAGGACAGAUGACAAACCGCAAGAGCCACAGACUUGCCAGUUCCUUCCCUCUUUCCUUCCUUUCUUUCCUUUCUUUUAUUUAUUGAAUCAUAAUUUAUUGAGCAUCUACCAUGUGCCAGGCUCUGUUCUCAGUGCUGGAGAGACAGCUGUGAAUGAGACAGAGAUCUCGGCCCUCACAGAGCUGACAUCCUAACCAGAGAGUUGGACAAAAAUCACGAUAAAUGAGUUGGUUAAAUAGCGAUUUGUGAGUAGAAAACGCAGGGACGGUGAGAGAGCAGUUUCAAUUUUCAGGGGGAUCUCACUGAGAGGGCAACAUUUGAUCUGAAGGAGGUGGGGAAGGAGCCAAGUGGGCAGACAUCUGGGGAACGAGCAUUCCAGGCAGAGGAACAGCCAUUGCAAAGGCCCUGAGACAGAAAUGUGCCUGGCCAGCUGGGUACAGUAACUCACAUCUGUAGUCCCAGCACUUUGGGAGGCCGAGGCGGGCGGAUCACUUGAGCCCAGGAGUUUGAGACCAGCCUGGGCAACACAGCGAAACCCUGUCUCUACCAAAAAUAUGAAAUUUAGCUGGGCAUGGUGGUGUGUGCCUGUAGUCCCAGCUGCUCAGGAGGCUGAGGCGGGAGGAUGGCUUGAGCCCAGGAGGUUGAGGCUGCAGUGAGCCAUGAUCACGCCACUGCACCCCAGCCUGGGCAACAGAGCAGGACCCUGUCUCAAAAAGUAUAUAUAAAUAAAAAAGUUUUAAAAAGAGAAAAAUAAAACAAAGAAACGUG
This is a messenger RNA of Gorilla gorilla gorilla (western lowland gorilla), 2969 nucleotides long. RefSeq names its product acid phosphatase 7, tartrate resistant (putative) (gene ACP7). The coding region runs from base 273 to 1589 and encodes 438 amino acids. Lineage: Eukaryota; Metazoa; Chordata; Mammalia; Primates; Hominidae. The record is from RefSeq and is a predicted model, not a curated record. Gene Ontology annotation, molecular function: acid phosphatase activity; metal ion binding. The transcript is spliced from 13 exons.